Messenger RNA from Sebastes umbrosus (honeycomb rockfish), 2767 nucleotides. RefSeq lists its product as uncharacterized. NCBI's taxonomy places the organism in Eukaryota, Metazoa, Chordata, Actinopteri, Perciformes, Sebastidae. The transcript has 14 exons. The coding region runs from base 217 to 2415 and encodes 732 amino acids. The record is from RefSeq and is a predicted model, not a curated record.
UCACUAACACUCGCCGCCGUCGCAUCAUUAUAACGGAGCCUAGUGAAUGAGCAGUCGGAUUGUUUUGCUCUGAACUCCACGGUUGUGUUUUCCAAAGUCCUUCUGACUUCUCCUUCACAUCUUUCCUUGAACUCUUGAUUUUUUCCCAUCGAGGUCAAAGGAGACGUGGUUAGGAAAAGACUUUAGGACGUCAUUAUUCUGUACUUUCCCAGGUCGAUGGCGGACCGUCCUCCUCCUGCUGGGAAGCUCGCUAUUCCACCGCUGGCAACAACUGCAUACACCUCGAAGCAGCCCAAGAAAAGAAAGACCGACUUUUCUAAAAGAGAGUCUAAAAGAGAGUCGGACAAUAAACGCAAUAAAACGCGGGUGAACAUCGGAGAGGCGUUUCAGAGGUGGAGAGAUCUCCGGGACUGCAUCGGUCUCACGUUGGACUCCGAGCUCGCUGCUCUGCUGCUGGACAGCUAUGAGAAGAUAAGGGGAACGUCAACACGGCACAAGGUUGGACACAUUGCCAGCCUGCCGUACACAGAGAUAUCCUGCAUUUUGACUGAAUCUCUCUCUGACCGAGAUGAUGACUUCUCUGUAGCUGGUGUCGGAGAGCUGGAUACCAGCGACAAUGAGGCUGCAUCGGUACAGGAACUUGAUACAAGUAUGACAUCACUUGAUCUGAGUGCUGACGGCAUCAAUGUAGAGGACUUCAACGACAUUCGGAAUUCCACCAUUGACUGGGCAGAUGACACCUUGUGCCACGCUGAAGAGACAGAGUCUGUCUCAUCUUUGGACGAGGAGGAAACCGGGGAAGUCGACAGUGAUGAAGGCAGUGAUGCUGAUUACAUCUUCCCUCUGUGUGUUCGAACUGGUGGUGCCCUCCCCUCUAAGAGCAUUCGCUUUGAUGCACUUCCAGCCAUCAGUGUGGAGGACACUGUGCAUGACUCCUCAGACGUCGGUCCAACUCACACGGAUGCACCUGAGAUGCCAGAAGUGCUCCAGGCCCAGAGUGAAGACGAGGUCAUUGGCCAGCCAGCUUCCAUCGCCUACCAUCUAAACUUGCAGCUGCUGGCUGAGUACCUUCUGCUGCCCAUCCCCAUGUGUACCGCCAAGGACCCUGUUACCAAUGCAGUGUGUCAGGCACCCGGACCCUUUCGGGUGACGGUCAAAUCCAGGACCACAGCUGCCAUCAUUGAGUGGACGUGUCCCCAUGGUCAUAUUGUGUGGCGCUGGAGUUCACAGUCCACUCUCGAGUACGGGAUGCUGAUAGGGGACUUCAUGUUGGCCGUGAAUACCCUCCUCUCUGGAAACAACUAUGCGAAAGUGGCAUUACUGUUCAAAUUUAUGAACAUGGGGAUGGUGGGAAGGUCCACAUUUUCCAAAAUACAGGACACCUACUGUGUGGACACCGUAAAAGAGUUCUGGGAAGAGAAGCGAGGUGAAGUUAUUUCCAAGCUACAGCCAAAAGCCAGCGUUGUGGUCCUGGGAGAUGGUCGGAUGGACAGCCCCGGGUUCGCUGCACAGUACUGCACAUAUAGUGUGAUGGAGAAUGCCUCCAAAGAGAUCAUCUCCAUGGUGACGGUGGACAAAUGCAAAACGGCGCCGAACAGUGUCAUCAUGGAGAAGGAAGCCUUCACCCGGACUUUCGACACACUUCAUCAGGAAAUAGAAAACUUGAGCGAAAUAUGUACCGACGCUCAUAGCCAGAUAGCUGCACUCUUUACCAAGGGCAUAUAUAAGUCAUGGGGAGUUAAACAUACCCUUGACAUGUGGCACGGAUCGAAAAACCUUGGAAAGAAGAUCCAGCAGGCGAGCGAGCAGAAGGGGUGCUCAAUUUUACUCAUCUGGAGCAAGGACGUGUGCAACCACUUUUGGUUUUGUGCCAAAAUGUCUGCAAACUACGACGACUUCUUUGACAUGUGGGUUGGCAUACUCCAUCACGUCACGGGAGAACACGAGUGGGCUCUUGGCGCCUGUCACCACGGCCCCUCGUCGGACAACGAGGACAAGGAAUGGAUAGGGAAGGGAUCUGCGGCACACAGAGCACUCACUGAGAUAGUGCUAAAUGCACGCUGGCUGGGUGAAGUUGUGAAGUACCUGGGAUUCAGGUCUACAGCAGAACUUGAGUCCUUUCACAACCACAUACUGAUGUAUGCCAACAAGAGAUUCAGCUUCACCCCGCCCGUCUACUCAGCCCGCACCCUACUCGCUGGUUUGGAUUAUAACCAUCACGUCCACCGACCAGUGCAAAGAAAAGCUGAUGGCUCCAUCGAAUACCGGAAGCUGUUCAACAAGAAGUCGCAGAAGUGGAGCCUGUACACUACGAAGGUCGACAAGGACUACGGCUACAUUCCUGACCUCCAGAGGGCCAUCCUCCGAAGCCGCACCACAGCAGACGGAGGCAUCGCUACGUGUGAGGCCCGAUGACCCGUGCCACUAUGUGGUAUUCCACCUCCAACCACAGAGGAGCUACUGCACACACAAGCCAAGGACUACCAAAGUGUACAGCCGACCUUAGGAGAAGACGUGACCCCUGCAACUCCUCACCUGAUGAUGGAAGUCGCCCCCACCCACACCCGUACUAUGGCUACCACUCAGAAAUACUGACCAGGGGUCAGACACGUUCUAUAGGCCCACUGAAAGAUGGUGGACUUAUUUUUUAAUUUACCAUCCUUUAAACUUGGAAGACAUGUUUUUUCUCAUGCUUCAGGAUAUUUUUUGUUAUGAAUGUUUGGGAUUGUCAUUUAUAUUUUUUAAUGCAAUAAAAGUGUUAACCCAA